GCCUACGGUUGUGUGUUACAUAGCACCAUCUGUAUAAAACAGCACCCGUAACUGUAUCUUCUUUAUCUAACACACCUGUCUGAGACGGAUGAUAUAGGCUUAUGCGCUCGAUCUUCUCUGGAUUUUCAGUCAUUUUCUGCAUUUUAACGCUCCACGGCGGACAGCAUUACAGUUCAAAUUCAAGAUGCUUAAAGCCAUCGGUCAAACUUUUUUUUCCUCUGGACUCCAGCACCCAAAGUUCACUGCUCAACAGAGUAAGGGUGAAGACUAUGAAGUCCGCACUUACCACACAACAAACUGGGUGAGCACAGCUGUGACUGGCAUGGAGCAGGACCCGGCCUUAGGCACAGGCUUCAGAAGACUCUUCAAAUACAUUCAGGGCAAUAAUGACAAAAAGUGUAAGGUGGAGAUGACGGCACCAGUGAGCUGUUUGAUUGACCCUGGGGCCGGACCCACUUGUGAAAGCACCUUCACUAUCUCCUUCUUCAUCCCUGAGGAACAUCAGGCUGACCCACCCAAACCCACCGACGCAGAUGUUUUCAUAGAGAACCGGAAAGAGUCCACGAUGUUUGUGAGGACGUAUGGAGGCUUUGCCAACAGUGAGACCAGCCGUGAGGAGCUUCUGAAACUGAUCGAGAGCCUCAAGAGGGAUGGAAUGAAAUUCAAAGAGGCUCCGUUCUACAGAGCCGGAUAUGACAGCCCCUUCAAACUGACCAACCGCAGGAACGAGGUGUGGCUGAUCAAAGAUGAGGAAGAAAAAGCCUAAGGAUCAAACGGGCAUGCCCUGUGAUCUAAAUGAAGAGGAGGUCAACUAUUUGUUUGAACUUAACAAUAGUUAUGUAGGUGCUUCUGUUUACUAUGUACAUACAUGCAAGUGCCUGAAUGUUUUUGAGAAUUUAACACUGUACUGAUUUUAUAUCUGACCAAUAUAUUUUACAGCAACAUUAACACUUUUAAUAUCUACAAUUAACUAUGAAAUCAUAUGAAAAGAAUGUUGAAAUAAUUUUUGAUUAAUGGUUUUUGUGACUAAUAAUGUAUCAUUCAAAGUACUCAUGUAAUGGUUGUGUAAAGGUGCAAGUACCCGUUGAAUGACCCGACUGUCUGAAUCAAUAACUUUUAUUGUAUUGAAAUAUGAAUAAUCUUAUCUGCAUUUUGAGCUGUUUAUAUUGCACUAGAUCUUGAAUCUAAAAAUUUAAGAGAACAAUAACAGUGUAUUAAAUUGACACUAGUUUUUCUGUA
Rhinichthys klamathensis goyatoka is the source of this 1239-nucleotide messenger RNA. It is a transcript of the gene hebp2, whose product is annotated as heme binding protein 2. Gene Ontology annotation, cellular component: cytoplasm. The record is from RefSeq and is a predicted model, not a curated record. The transcript has 5 exons. Bases 185 to 766 code for a protein of 193 amino acids. NCBI's taxonomy places the organism in Eukaryota, Metazoa, Chordata, Actinopteri, Cypriniformes, Leuciscidae.